AUCGAUAUGAUUCUUAUCGAUAGCACACUGACAUCCCUAUUGCGUUGUCUAGAAAUUAAUAAGUUUUUUUGCACCAACUAAAAAGUUUUGUAAGGCCACCGCAGCAGAACUUUUUGGCCUAUGUGCGCCGUAACGCCGUAAUUUUUUGCCGUUUCUUUGCCGUUGACGUUGCCAUUGUGCACUGAACUGAAGAUUCUGGAGAUCAGAUAUCUUGGCAAGUAUGGAGAACGAACAGGAGGAGUUGCGCCACCACCCACGGGUCACCAUGUCGUUUUCAAGCCCUUCCGCUCAAGAAACCCAUUCCCCGCAGUUUAUGAUGCUACCUGACGGCUACAUGCUGUUUAAUCCAUUUAUGACGGCUCCAGUGCCACAGUCUACAUCUCCAUCCCCAUCAUCUUUCACCGCAUUGGUGGCACCGCGUCGUGAGGUUUCCACUUCCUCCGGAUAUGAGCCUACUCCACCUGUUCGCUGUGAAAAGUGCAGCUUGGUAUCUAAUCUCUGUCGAUGUCAUUGUGCUGACUCCACUCAAAACCAGUCGCAAGACUCGUCGCCUCAGUUCGUGGAACUACCCUCGUCAUCAACUGCCACUUCUAGAAACCGCCAGGCGGAACAGAAGAAGACUGAACCCCUUAAUUUGCAACACGAGAGCGACGAUGCUGCCGAUGAGGUGGUAGUCUCCAUUAAUGGAACAUGGCCAGCGGCCGCUAUGGAGGAGCAUGCCAUGGAUGCCACUGCGGUGGUGUACGAACAGCCCUCCAGUUCGCUGCAGCUGAGCAAUAGCUUUGAUGACGUUACGUCCAGUGCCUCGGACACGGAGCACGUCCAGUUCGCCAAUACGCGUACCACCAACACCACCACGACUACAUCGGCUGUGCAGGCGCAUAAAAAGAAGCCAAAUCGUUCAAGUGACGCCUCCUCGAAUUCCUCCUCAAGCGGCAGUGGAGGAUCAGGAGUAGAACUUGACGCAACACCCAGCACGAGUGCCCAAGCGCGAAGACAGCAAGUAGAUCGAUUUUCAUAUCGACGAGCUAGGGUUUUGGAACCGGAAAAUGAGAGCAGUGACGAUGGCUGGGACCUAAGGAUGCAUAACUCUGCCGCCCAGUCGGGACCUGCUGUUACCGUAAUACGAGGCAAUGGUAGGAGAGAAAUCCAAGCAGACGGUCACGGGGAUCACACAUACUUUAAUAGUCGUAGACCGGAUAGCACGUACAGACCAGCUGCUUCCUGCUCCACGGCCACCCACACAACAUGCAGCGUAGACUACGGAUCUCGAAUGCGCCAGAAUACUGCAUCGCCUUCGACAACUUCGACGGAUCAGGAUCAACUGGAGGCGGAACAGCCACAACCGCAACCAAUGCGUCUAUCAAGUGGACGGGGAAACUCUGGAGCAUUGUGGAAUCGGGCGCGUCCCACGGACGAAUCAGCACCUCCGAGAAAGAAUCCGCGAUUAGACAACGAGAGGGAAUCGCCGCCCAGUUCCUCAACGAAACUUUCGCCAACAAAUUUCAAUGCUUUUCAGCCGGGUAGGAGCAGACACCGCACGUUUGCCGAGCUGGGAACCAGCAAUGCUGCUCGGCCAUCGGAUCAAUCUUCAAACGGAUCGUGUGUAAUAACUUAUGUGGGCAGGCCACGGGAGCGGCAGUCCACCGGAGAGCCGAACAAUCUACCUUCAACGUCGUCAGGCAGGCGUGGAAAUUUGAACAACUCCAACACGAAUUCAAACCGGGGCGAUGCUGUGCUGACUGCUCCAGAUUUACAACUGGAUGAUUGGUCUUCCGACUCCAACGAAGAUGAUGAUGACGUUGUCUUCGUACACUCCACACGGGAGCCGAUACUCUCCAUAGAUCUCACCUCUGAUGACGACGGUGGCAUAGCCAAUGAGAGGCCGCAACGGGAGGAAAGGGUGCGGCAAACACAGAAUGGACGUAGCAGUGAGAGUGGAAGGGAAAGGCUACCGGAAGGUACACUCCAGGACGAACUUCGAAGAGAAAUACAAAGGUGGGGAGGUCCAGAAAGAGACGAGGACUGGAAUGCGUUGGAUGCCCGCGAUGAAAGGCGACCAAUUUUUAAUUACGCCUACCCCCUACCAUAUCCCCGUAGAUCGGAACGCCGAUCAGAGGCUGGUGAAGAUGGAACGUCUGCUUUUGCGUUCUACAGCGGCGCUCUUGCCAAUAGGCCUGCGAUCACGGACCACAACUAUAGCUAUGAACUGGACCAGUUGCUGGAUCACAGUUCCAGACAUUAUUAUCCGCCUCCCCGCUGCUCCAGCAUGGAUCCGCAGCGCUACUUCCAGCCAAUCAGUGAGCAGCCUCCCAUGUGGGUACUUGGUACGCCACAUCCACCACCUGCUCCCGGUCCUGUUCCAGCACCGGUUUCGGCGCCUCUUCCUCCACCAGAGAGCUUGGCCUCUGGGGCUGUCGCUUCCACGGCAAGCAGCUCCAACGGGUCCACAUCCAGUUCCCAGCCAGUCCGCCGGAGACGCAGUAGUCCGGCGAAUGUAUACCACCGUUAUCAGCCGUACUACGUUCCUCAUUAUGCAAUAACCCCACUUCCCACCGUUAUGGAGGCUGUUUACUCACCCAGCCCUCUUCAAUCCCUGCCCUCGACACAUUCCCAUCCCCAUCCGCACACCCAUCCCCAUUACCAGGGACAAGGCGGUAGCAGUCGGAGCUCAUUGAGCGGAGCUCUCAAUGCGGCAGCUGUUGCAGGCGCAGCUGCAGCAGCACAGGCGCAAUCCUUUAACGUUCUCUUGUCAAGGACUCACAACGAAGCCGGAAGGGGGGUGGGAGCUGGGUUGGAUAGCGGCCCGGUGGGAAACCCAUCGCCACCACAUCCGUUGGUCCAACAGCAGCAACAGCAGCGAAGUGCUAUUAAUCCCCCGCCGCCGGGAAUAGUUUCCUCUGUUACAUUGGGAGCAGCCGUCUCGCCGCCACCACUCCUCGAGAUGUACUCCGGCCGGAGUACCAUUCCGUAUUGCGGAUCGCCGCCAUUUAGCGUGAGAAGAUCGGAGGCGGCGUACAGCAACAGGCAGCACUACCAGCCUCAGCCGCAUCAGGGCCACCAGGCGCCGCAGAACCAAAUGCAUGCUCACAUACAUCCGCCGCACAGGGCCAGCGCUCUAGUGGCCACCUCGUUGACCCCAGCGCCGCCUUAUCCAGUUCACCAAAACUUGUGGUACCGGCAACAGAGCAUCCAAGAGUUGCACCGGCGACAUAUGACUCCCACACCCAUUGAUCUCUCCUCGAAUGCGCCACUACUGACAAGCAGCCUGCGGAAUGGGUACAUGCACAGCAUUUGCAACUGCGUCCAUGCGCGAAGUGGUCCGGUUUCCAGUCUAGAUCCUGCUUAUUAUCCGCCGUAUGAUGCUGGAGCUGUUGGAUCAGCCGCUCCCCCGCCGCCACCCCAGUCGCAGGGCAGUUCGAUUAGUAUAGCCGGUUCCGCUGGGUCCACGGGAGCACCACCCAUGCUUAGGAUUCCGACACAAGCGCAGACUUCACCGCCGCCUUCGCAUCUCUUGCAGCGACAGCGUGCGAUUCACCACCACAUGUUCCAUCACCACUACUCCCCGUUGCAUCUGGAAAUUGGUCUGGCCACGCCCCUAUCCCUAGGAUCUCGAAUACUUAUUGGACCACCGAGGCCGAAUCGCGGAGCCACUUUGGAAACCAUCGAGCGGAAUACUUUGCCCCAUAAGUAUAGGCGUGUGCGCCGGCCAAGUGAAACCGAUGAGGAUGCUGAGAAGUGCGCCAUCUGUCUGACCCUCUUUGAAAUUGAGAACGACGUUCGGCGCCUACCUUGCAUGCAUUUGUUCCACACCGACUGUGUGGACCAGUGGCUGGUCACCAACAAGCACUGCCCGAUUUGUCGCGUCGACAUCGAAACCCAUAUGGCCAAUGAUGCACUGGCCUCCAGUUCUAGCGGUGUCACGGACGCCGCCAGUAGUGCCGCCUUAUGACACUGUGUGCAUGGAAUCUUCAUGUAAUCCUCCUGGAACGAGAUCGUCGCGGCAGGCAUAGUGAGGAAAUCAAAUGAAAGAAAAGAAAAAUAAUCUUAAAAAAACAUAAGAACAAACCUUUAAAUAUUUAACCCACCACAGCACGCAAUUGCCACGAUUGCGUAGUUGCGAUGAAGAAUAUCAAAAAGCUAAGUCUGUUUGGCUCAAUUUCUUACUCUAAGUAUCAUAAGUGAUUCGGCAAAUUAUUUCCUAUACAUAUGUACAAAUUGUCCACGUCUUGUGAAACAAAAUUCUUGUGAUAAGAAUUUCAUAAAUGCGUAUAUUGUUAUAGAAUAGAAUACCCAUCAUGGGCGCGACUUAUAUUCUUUCCAGCCCACGCUUGUUAAACUUUCAAUUUCUGUCACACAAAUAGGACUCUCUCCAUAAAACAGGACGCGGAACCAAGUUUCUAAUCGGCCAAUGCAUUUUGUAUUUAAUUUUAGAAUCCCAAAUAGCAUGUUAAUACCUUUUAUGAUUUUCUAUUAAUAUUUUUUGUUAUGUUUUUAAUUAUCACAGCUAGUUGUGAUUAAAAUGAUCAAAUUAUUAUCUUCUGACAGAUAAAAACCGAUUAAUA
This is a messenger RNA of Drosophila ananassae, 4565 nucleotides long. RefSeq lists its product as uncharacterized. The transcript is spliced from 5 exons. The record is from RefSeq and is a predicted model, not a curated record. Lineage: Eukaryota; Metazoa; Arthropoda; Insecta; Diptera; Drosophilidae. Bases 221 to 3952 code for a protein of 1243 amino acids.